Adineta ricciae is the source of this 897-nucleotide messenger RNA. The record is from the annotation of a GenBank genome assembly. Lineage: Eukaryota; Metazoa; Rotifera; Eurotatoria; Adinetida; Adinetidae.
AUGAACCCAAAGCAAGCUCUGGCUAUAGGCAAUGUCAGAUAUGAAGAAGGAGAUCUAACACCAUGCGCUCAUGACGCAAGAGACACAGCUAGAUCUCUGCGAUCGGUUGGUUUUCAAGUCCGGGUAGGAAUCGAUCUCACCGAGGAGCAAAUGGACUCAACAAUCGAUAAAUUCGCACGCUCUGUUCGACCAGGUUCUAUCGUUGUCUUCUACUAUUCUGGUCACGGCGCUCAAUUUGAUGGAAAGAAUCUUCUAUUACCUAUAGACUUUUCCAAUCCUUACUGCACCGACGCUCAAAAUGUAAUCCAACAGUUGCAUCGAAACCGGCCGCGAGUUGUUAUCGUUAUUCUAGAUUGUUGUCGGACACGUGUCAGCAUUCUAGACGCAGCUAGACAUAACUCAUUCUUUGAUCGCCGUCCAAAACUACGAGAUGGUCUUUCACCUAUGAAAGGUCCACCAUCAACUAUUAUUGCUUAUGGAUGUGCAGCAGGUGCAUCAUCUAUAGCCAGAUCUGACCUUCGAAACAGCGUGUAUACACACCAUUUACUUCCCCGUCUUGCAAUGCCAAAUGUUGAGAUAGAAACCGUACUGAAACAUGUGGCUAUCUAUGUACAGCAGGCUUCAGACAAUGAACAAUUACCUUACAUCCAUAGUAAUUGUAAUGAACCUAUUUAUCUCAAUGCGAAUAUUUGGCCAAAUGGCAUGAGUUUUUAUCCAAUGAUUAAGGCACCUGAUCAUCAAUGGCAUCGUGAUCAUCAUAGAGCAUCACAUCAUCGAUCGCAGUUUGAUGAUCCCUCAUAUAACUCUCAUGAUCGUUCUCAUCUACAAAGCCGCAGAUAUCCGCAUCGAAAACAUUUGUGGUACGGUGCUAUUCAGUAUCCAUACAAGUACUGGUGA